GUUUGCGAGAGCACCGGGCUCGUGCGAAGCCGUCAGAGACACCUGAUCCCGGGCGUUUCCUGGGCCAGCAUGUGAGGAACUUUGAUGCUUCGCCGAGAAACCAUCACCACCACCUUCACCGGGCCAGCCCCGCUGCCAGUCCGCGCAACCAACACGGGAGCCGGAAGGGCAGCAAGGAGGCGCAGGAUGCCCACGACGAAUUUUUCCAUCCAGGCAUCACCGAGCUGGAUGCCCAGCUCUUCCACGCCACUCGCCACGGUGACGUCGAGGCCGCAGAAGGCGCCCUACAGGCUGGUGCAACACCGGACUGCAGGACUCUUCGGGGCCAGACGCCGCUGAUGCUGGCGGCCACAGCAAGCCAUCACUCUUCUAGGCUUGCCAAAGCUUUGAUCCAUGCACGGGCGGAGGUCGACGCUUUCGAUGAACAGAGGCGGACCCCUUUGAUGCACGCAUGUGGGUCUCACAACAUCGCAACCGUGGACCUGCUUCUUGAAGAGAAGGCCUCCCUCCACAGUCGGUCGGCAGAUGGCAAGACCGUCCUCAUGCAGGCUUUCGUGGGCACGGAGGACAUGAAGCUUGUGAGGCAUCUAGCACACCGCCAUGCUGCCGUGGACGCAGUGGACAAGAGUGGCUGGUCUUUGCUCUUCUACGCCUGCGACCGCCUCAACCUGGAGUUAAUCCGGUGGCUCUACACCCGGUAUGCUGCUGACUUAGAGUCGCCAACACCGGACGGGACCACGGCCGCCGAACUGCUGCGAAAACAGGGGCGCCUCCUCUGA
Symbiodinium sp. CCMP2456 is the source of this 779-nucleotide messenger RNA. NCBI's taxonomy places the organism in Eukaryota, Dinophyceae, Suessiales, Symbiodiniaceae. The record is from the annotation of a GenBank genome assembly.